AUGGACGAGACGGCAGACGGCCCUGCCCAGCCGAGGACGCCGAAAGCAGUCUACAUGGACCAGCUGCAGCGCAUAGCAAACAGGGAGGUUGACAAGAUCUUGAUCGACUUGGACGAUGUGAAAGAAUACGAGCAGGCGCUGGAAGACGGCGGGGCCUCACUGAAGCUCGUGUCGUCGAUUGAGCGCAACGCACACCACUACAUUGAGAUCUUGUCGCGUGCCGUCGACAAGCUCAUGCCGCCAGCCAGCUCCGACGUCAGCUUCAAGGACGAUGUUAUCGAUGUCAUCCUCACUCAACGACAGAACGCGAAUCGUGUCAUGCAACAGACCCUCGACGACGAGCGCGAGCACAACGCUACCGAAUCCUUCUUCCCGCCUGCCCUGACCCGCCGAUACACCCUCAACUUCAAGCCCGUCACCCCUUCCGAGUCGAGCGAUGGAAAGAGCAGCAAAGCAAUGGCUGUCCGUCAAGUGCGCGGCGAACACCUGGGCCACCUCAUCACAGUGCGUGGUAUCGCAAUCAGAGUCUCGGAUGUCAAGCCUGCCGUUCAGGUCAAUGCCUACUCUUGUGAUCGUUGCGGUCAAGAGGUUUUCCAGCCCGUCACCACAAAACAGUACACCCCCAUGGUCCAGUGCCCCUCGGACGCCUGCCAGAAGAACAACGUCAAGGGUCAGCUCUUACACUCAACUCGAGCUUCCAAGUUCCUGGCUUUCCAAGAAGUCAAAAUCCAGGAAAUGUCAGACCAAGUCCCUGUCGGCCACAUUCCUCGUCAGUUGACCAUCUACUGCCACGGUCCUUUGGCCCGUCAGAUCAAUCCCGGUGAUGUCGUCGAUGUGGCCGGUAUCUUCCUUCCCACACCCUACACAGGCUUCAAAGCCAUCAAGGCGGGUCUUCUGACGGAUACAUAUCUCGAGGCUCAAUAUGUUCACCAGCACAAGAAGGCAUAUGAGUCGAUGGUCUUGGCUCCCAGCACUGUGCGCCGCAUGGCCGACCUGGAACAAUCUGGACAGCUCUACGAAUACCUGAGUAGAUCCAUCGCACCCGAAAUCUUCGGCCAUCUCGAUGUCAAAAAGGCUCUCCUCUUGCAACUGAUCGGUGGUGUGACCAAGGAGAUGGGUGACGGUAUGCGCAUUCGUGGUGACAUCAAUGUCUGCUUGAUGGGUGACCCAGGUGUUGCCAAAUCUCAACUGCUCAAAUACAUCACAAAAGUUGCCCCGCGUGGUGUCUACACAACAGGUCGUGGUUCAAGUGGUGUCGGUCUCACUGCUGCGGUCAUGAGAGAUCCUGUCACAGACGAGAUGGUUCUCGAAGGAGGCGCUCUUGUUCUAGCCGACAACGGUAUGUGCUGUAUCGACGAAUUUGACAAGAUGGACGACAGCGACAGAACAGCCAUCCACGAAGUCAUGGAGCAGCAGACCAUUUCCAUUUCCAAGGCCGGUAUCACCACAACUCUCAACGCACGCACUUCGAUCCUAGCAGCCGCCAACCCGCUGUACGGACGUUACAAUCCUCGCAUCUCUCCCGUGGAGAACAUCAAUCUGCCAGCAGCAUUACUGAGUAGAUUCGAUAUUCUCUUCCUUAUCCUCGACACUCCUUCGCGCGACGCCGACGAGGAUCUAGCUCGCCACGUCACUCACGUUCACAUCCACAACGCUCACCCCGAGCCUGCAGGCGGCGGUCUGAUCUUCUCACCCAACGAAGUCCGCCAAUGGGUUGCUCGCGCUCGUUCGUUCCGACCCACAAUCCCCAAAGCCGUUUCCGACUACCUCGUAGGCGCCUACGUCCGUCUACGCCAACAGCAGAAGCGUGAUGAGUCUGCCAACAAGACAUUCACCCACACAUCACCACGUACACUUCUCGGUGUGAUGCGUCUAUCACAAGCCCUCGCUCGUCUCCGUUUCGCGGAAGAAGUCAUCACGGACGAUGUGGACGAAGCAUUGCGUCUUACCGAAGUCAGCAAGGCUUCACUCUACGACGAUGAUCGCUCGCGCCGUGGUGACAUGAGCGUAAGCAGUCGCAUCUUCAACCUUGUGCGCGGUAUGCGUGAGAGCGGUGCCGCUGCUACUGGCGAAGGUCGUGGCGAGCUCGAUCUCCGCCGAGUGCGCGAACGUGUUCUUGCCAAGGGCUUUACUCUGCAGCAACUCGAGUCAUGUAUCGACGAGUACUCUGAUCUCGACAUUUGGCAAACUGCUGCUGAAGGUACUAGACUGGUAUUCAUCGAGGCUGGCGACGACAUGGAGGAUGAAGCGUAG
Aureobasidium namibiae CBS 147.97 is the source of this 2253-nucleotide messenger RNA. RefSeq names its product MCM-domain-containing protein. Gene Ontology annotation, molecular function: ATP hydrolysis activity; single-stranded DNA helicase activity; single-stranded DNA binding. The transcript is spliced from 2 exons. The record is from RefSeq and is a predicted model, not a curated record. Gene Ontology annotation, cellular component: nucleus; MCM complex. Gene Ontology annotation, biological process: DNA replication initiation; DNA strand elongation involved in DNA replication; double-strand break repair via break-induced replication. The coding region runs from base 1 to 2253 and encodes 750 amino acids. Lineage: Eukaryota; Fungi; Ascomycota; Dothideomycetes; Dothideales; Saccotheciaceae.